This is a messenger RNA of Bipolaris maydis ATCC 48331, 1806 nucleotides long. Lineage: Eukaryota; Fungi; Ascomycota; Dothideomycetes; Pleosporales; Pleosporaceae. The record is from RefSeq and is a predicted model, not a curated record.
AUGGACGCCGACGGUGGCAAGCGGAAGCACAGCUUCAGACAGCAGCCGAACAAGCGCGCAAAGGUCGAGGAUGGCAGCGCGCUCAAAACGGGCUUUGGCGCGAAGAUGCUUGCCAAGAUGGGAUACAAGGGCGAAGGUGGUCUGGGAAAGGAAGGGGCCGGUAUCUCAGAGCCCAUCCAGGUCGUCAAUCGCGGCACAAAGGGAGGCAUCGGUUCCGUGGCGGAAAAGAGUGAACAGCAGAAGCGCGAGGAGCGGCGCAAGGCUGAGGAGAAUGGCGAAAGGUAUGUUGACACGUCUGAGGAAGAGCGCGAGGAGAGGAAGAAAAGAAAAGCAAAGGCUAGAGGCGAGGCACGCACCGCAACUCCCCGACCCAAGAAGACGUUGUACGAGUUGGAAGCCGCUGGAAUGCAUGUACCCCCCGUACUGCAGUCCAUCAUCGACGCCACGACAGGGGCAUCUACUCCUGCUUCUGGCGUAUCACUUCGCGGACCCGACAUUGUUCCGUUUGAAAAUUCGCUACAAGCACGGGAUGCGCUUGAAGAUAUGGCAGCAGCCUUUGCGGAACUGGCCAACAUCAUACAGCCUCGAAGCAGAAGAAUCGUGUCUCAGGCCUACACCCAUCCUUCAGAAGCAUUGGUCAAUCAGAAGACAGUUGAAGAGGAAGAUACAAUCAAGCGUGGAACUACAUCGGCCUACGAAUCUAUGAUGCUGAAACUGUGGCUUCCUGCCGUCAGCUCAGCAGUGACACAAUGGGAUGUGAAGCAUCCGCGGCCCUUGUUGCGUUUGGUAGAAGUGUGGACACCGGUGCUUCCACCUUUUGUAGGCAAACGAGUGCUUGAACAAGUUACGCGGAAGCUGUCGACUUCUAUUCAUGAGUGGAAUCCCCGAAAGUUCAAGAAGAGCCCACACACAUGGGUUAUGGAGUGGCUUCCGUUCCUCGGGCCUGCAGAUCUGGAUCCCAAAGGAUCUGGGCUUGUUGCUGAAAUCAAGCGCAAGAUUCGUCACGCACUGCACUCAAUUGAUCUCUCCAAGGGGCCACUGCCCGGAAUGGAGCAAUGGCGAAGGCUUUUUGGCAAGGGCGAGUUUGAUCACUUGCUUACCUCGCAUCUACUACCACGCUUGGCAGCCCAUCUACGAGACUACUUUGAAAUUGACCCUAACGAACAGCAAGACGUGGCACCACUGAAGGCUGUGUUUGCAUGGAAAGGGCUGUUAUCGAAUGAGGUCAUUGGGGAGUUAUUGCGGGCGCAUUUCUUUCCCAGGUUUCUUGCAAUUCUUCAUCAAUGGGUGUCGAGCGAAGGGAUGGUGUUUGAGGAAGUCCGGGCUUGGCUUGCGUGGUGGAGGAACGACGUGCAAAAUGAACUGAGCAAUGUGUCCUCUGUGGAGUCGGGCUGGAAGGAAGCAUACACGCUUGUUUACCAGGCAAAGAAACUUGGCGAGGCGAGGUUAACAGAUCUCCCGACGCCUCAAAUGGAGAGUACUGGACCCUCUGUAGAGACGGUACGACCGGCCCAGCCAGUCAACAAGGAGCCAGCACCAUCUGCGCCGCCAGUACGAGAACGAACGUUCAAGGACACGGUGGAGCGAUUUUGUGAAGAGGAGAGUCUGCUCUUGAUUCCGCUGCGUGAAGCACACGACCAGACGGCCCUGCCGCUCUUCCGCAUCACGGCAAGCGCGACGGGACGUGGAGGUGCGGUGGUCUAUCUCAAGGAUGAUAGUGUGUGGGUGCAGAACAAGAAGGAUAAGAGCGUGUGGGAUCCGAUAGAGCUGGGCGAAGUGCUCAUUGCCAAGGCCGAGGGCCAGUGA